Messenger RNA from Phalacrocorax carbo (great cormorant), 2788 nucleotides. NCBI's taxonomy places the organism in Eukaryota, Metazoa, Chordata, Aves, Suliformes, Phalacrocoracidae. The record is from RefSeq and is a predicted model, not a curated record.
UCAAACUAGUAUGGGGGAAUACGAUUGGUUCGUAGGCCGCCGCGGCAGGCCGGGCUCCCUCCUCGCGCUCGGGCGGGUUAUUGUCUACCGGCUCCAGCGCGGACUCGGGACCGGAGCUCAGGCGGCGGCAGCACCAUGGCUGGUGGCAAGGCGGGAAAGGACAGCGGGAAGGCCAAGGCAAAGGCGGUGUCGCGCUCACAGAGAGCCGGGCUGCAGUUCCCGGUGGGCCGGAUUCACAGACACUUGAAGACUCGCACCACCAGCCACGGGCGAGUGGGCGCCACGGCUGCUGUCUACAGCGCCGCCAUCCUUGAGUACCUCACCGCCGAGGUGCUGGAGCUGGCGGGAAACGCUUCGAAGGAUCUCAAAGUCAAGCGGAUCACGCCCCGUCACUUGCAGCUGGCGAUCCGUGGGGAUGAAGAGUUGGAUUCCCUGAUCAAAGCCACCAUUGCCGGUGGAGGUGUCAUCCCCCACAUCCACAAGUCUCUGAUCGGAAAGAAGGGACAACAAAAAACGGCGUAGAGAAGAGGGGGAGGGGAAAAAAAGCAGCCCACUCCCUCACGUUGUCGUACUGUACCUGGGACAGGCUAAAUCUUGGGAAUAGGCGGAAUUGCUUUGUAAGGAAUAGUUCAAAGGAAGAGCAAUAGACAAUUGGCUGUAGAGAGGGGGGAAAACAUUGGUUUGGGCUUUAGAUUCAAAGUUUGGCACGAAGCCGCACCUGUCGGGCGGCGGCGGUGGGUGCGGUGCUCGAGGGGCUCGGCUGCUCCCCUGGGUUUGAUACAAAAAUGGAAGGGAUAAACCAUUUUUUACAAAAAAAAAAAACCAACCCCAACCUCUGCUGUGGUGCCGUGGGGGGAGGCUCCGGGGGGUUGCUGGGGCUCCCUGGGGCGGCGGGGGGCGGUUGGGGGCAGCCGGGACCACCCCCCGCGCACCCGGGGAAGCAGUGGGGCCCGGCCCGGCGCGCUCCCGCGCCAAAUGCAAAUCUGUCCCCGCCCCAUAUGCAAAUGCGCGGGGAAGCAGCUGGGUGGUGCCUCGGCUUAUGCAAAUAGGCGGUGGGCGGGGCGAGCCCCCCGGGCUCCGCCCCACAUUCCCGGGGUGCACCGGGAAAGGGAGCGGUGGGUCGGUGCCGGCUGUCCUGAGGGCCCAUCUGCCCUGGGCGUGGAGGUCCCCGGCUGUCCUGGGUGUAGGGGUGUUGGGUGUCCGUCUGUAUGCCCUGGGGGCCUGUCUGUCUGGGGUGUCCAUCUGUCCUAGGGGGAGGGGUCCUGGGUGUCCCAUCUGCCCUGGGCGUAGGGGCGUCGGGUGUCUGUCUGUCCAGGUGUGUGGGUCCUGGCUGUCUGUGCGUCCUGAGUGCAUGGGUUCCAGGUGUGGGUCUGUCUGUCCUGGGUGGGUAGGUCCUGGCUGUCCCAUCUGCCCUGGCCAUAAUGGUGUCAGCUGUCUGUCUGUCAGUCCUGGGUGCAUGGAUCCCCGAUGGCUGUCUGUCCAGGGUUGUGAGGCCUGCAGGUAUGGGGCCUGGCUGGCUGUCCUGGGUGUGUAGGUCCCGGGUGUGUGUCUGUCUGUCCAGGUGUGUGGGACCUGGUUGUCAGUCUGUCCUGGGUGCGUGGGUUCCAGGUAUGUGUCUGUCUGUCCUGGGUGGGUAGGUCCUGGCUGUCCCAUCUGCCCUGGCCAUAAUGGUGUCAGGUGUCUGUCUGUCUGUCUGUCCUGGGUGUGUAGGUCCCAGGUGUCUGUCUGUCCAGGUGUGUGGGGCCUGGCUGUCUGUCUCUCCUGGGCACACGGGUCCCAGGUGUCUGUCCGUCUGUCCUGGCACACGGUACCUGGAUCCUGGCCCUCUGCCUGCAGGCACCUGACCUCGGGUGGGGCCGAGCCGCACCUGGCCGGAGCGGGGCAGGUGCCGCAGGCCAUGGGUGGUGGAGGAGGAGGAGGAGGGAGCUGGGAAGGCUCCAGCACUGGCAACACCAGCGCCCGGUUGCAUCAGGCCCCAAGAGGCCACGGCGGCCACCUGCCCGCCUGGGUGCUAUCGCUGCCCCACCGCCCCGUCCCACCGGCCCCGGGAUGGGCGGGCGGGGCCGGGCCCGGCCCGCAGAGCCUCGGCCGUGGCGGUGCGGCCGCCGCUGUCACAAGAUGGUGGCGGGAGGCGACGGGUUGAGGCCUCGGGGCCAGCACAAUGGCGGGGCCCCAAGAUGGCGGCGGCGGGGAGGGGCCGUCCUCCCCGCCCGUGGCCGGCGCAACUGCGCAUGCGCCUCCGCGCUGCCGCAAGGCGCGUGCGCCCGCCGGGCCGCGCCGCCGGGCCGUGCGGGAGGUUCCAUGCGGCCGUAGGGGAAGGGGGGGAGUGCGGCAGGGAGCUCCGGAUCAUUCCCACGCCGCGGAGCCCUGCGAGGAAGGCGAGACGCUCUGGAUCCCUUCUCGGCCCCGGUCGCCGCCAGGGUGGCCGCAGGGGACACGAGGCAGCCGCGGAGGGGGAGGUCGCGCGCGGCGUUACGUAACCCGCCUCCCCCGCCCGCUGGCAGUGGUUGUGCCGCCCCAGACCCCGCGGCGCGAUCGGCUCUCUCCAUUGGUGGGAGGAAGCGGGGGGCGGGGCGAGGAGAUAUAAAUAGAGGCGGGGCGGAGGGCGCAUCGCUUAGUCCGCUGCGGCCGUUACAGCGAUCUGUCGCGCCCUACGCUCCCGCCCGCCGCCGCCGCUCGUCCUCCGCCGCCGCCGCCAUGAACGGGCAACUCAACGGCUUCCACGAGGUGUUCAUCGAGGAGGGCACCUUCCUCUUCACCUCCGAAUCCGUGGGCGAGGGGCACCCAG